AUGGGUCCAGCCAGAUCAGGCACAGCCAUUCACAUUGACCCAAUUGGAACUUCAGCUUGGAAUGCUCUAAUUUCUGGCCACAAAAAAUGGUGCCUAAUUCACCCUUCUACACCCAAACAAUUAAUUAAACCAAAAACUGAAGAAACUAAAAAUCUUGUACACCCAGAUGAAGCAAUUACUUGGUUUGGAACUGUUUUUCCCCGAGUUUGUAGUCCACAUUGGAAUAAUGAACGUUUUCCUGUUAUUCAUGCAAUUCAGAGGCCAGGAGAGUUAAUGUUCGUUCCUUCCGGUUGGUGGCAUGUUGUAAUGAAUUUGGAGACGACUAUCGCUGUUACUCAAAAUUUUUGUUCUGUGGUUAAUUUACCUAAUGUUUGGCCUAAAUUAAUUAAACAACGUCCUCAACUUGCGCUACAUUGGUUAAAAGUAGUAAAUAAAUCUAGACCAGAACUAAUUGAAAAAAUUGAUGAAAUAAAUAAAUUGAAUGGAAUUGCUUCAUUGGAUAUUAGCGAGCCUUGUGAUUCAUCAAGUUCAUCCUCUUCUUCUUAUGAUUCCUCUUCGGAUUCUGGUGUUGAAUAUUGUGAUGGAAAAUCAAAAAUGGGGGCAACAACAAAUUAUGAAAAAAUUAAUGACAAAAAUGGGCAAAAUUUAGAAAAGCAAAAUAAAGAAGAAUAUUAUCGAGGGACUAAAAGGUGUGUGGUAAAGAAAUAUUAA
Molecule: messenger RNA, 711 nt
Organism: Meloidogyne enterolobii
Lineage: Eukaryota; Metazoa; Nematoda; Chromadorea; Rhabditida; Meloidogynidae
Source: the annotation of a GenBank genome assembly